GUCCAUUGGCUUUCGUCUGUCCACGUCUACCUCCCCUAACUGAUUGGCUUGCAUGAUUGUGGGAUCGAAGUCACGCCGAACGCAUCCACGUUAAAUUUAGCACUGUAGCCGGUGUUCGCUUGCUGCAACUGGAUUACUGGGCCCCCUAGCGUGAUGCUAGAUUCCGGAUUAACGUUUACUCUGGUGUUGUCCACGUUUAUCACGUGCUUCGGUUCCUCUUUUCUCAUUGGUUACAAUUUGGCAAUCCUGAAUUUGCCAGCUGCGUAUGUGCAAGAUUUUCUGGGACGCACCAUACUGAAUCUGGAGAGUAAUGUAACAGCCGAUGGUUUCGUCAACCGAGCCUUUCUUUAUGCACAAGUCAGCACAACCUUUGUUGUCGCCGGUGCGAUCGGCGCGUUCAGCUGUGGAUGGGUUGCUGAAUUGCUUGGAAGACGCAACGGCUUAAUGUUCAACCAUGCUUUUGCCAUCCUCGGCGGCAUUUUAUGCCUCCCUUGCGUGUACGCCAAUCAGGCAGCUCUGUUGUUCGUGGGUCGUUUUAUCUUGGGCAUCAACUGCGGCAUAACAAUCGGGAUCGCUGCAAUCUAUUUGGCUGAGAUUGCCCCUCGUGAACUACGCGGUGCAAUCGGGGCGUGUAACCAGUUGGCCAUCACCACUGGGAUUGUUAUGGCUUAUGUGGCCACACUGAGACGCACACUGAACACAAGUGUAUUGUGGCCGGUCGCCUGUAGUCUAUCUGCUGUUCCCGCAACCAUCUCCCUAGUCAUCCUGCCCUUCUGUCCGGAAAGCCCACGGUUCCUGUUUGUGAAGAAGAACAACGAAAUCGCGGCGCGCAAGGCUUUCACACGAUUGAAUUGCAAAGAAAAUGUGGAGACAUUCCUUGGUGAACUACGGGAAGAGUUGGAGUUAGCCAAAAAUCAACCGGAUUUCAAGUUUUCGCAAUUGUUCACCCACGCUGACUUGCGCAUGCCGGUGCUAAUUGCCUGUCUCAUCCAAGUGUUGCAACAACUAUCUGGGAUAAACGCGGUCAUCAGUUAUUCAUCGACUAUGCUCAAAACCGCAGGCAUUCCAGAUGAGUACAAUGAGUACUGCGUGCUGGCGAUUGGUGUACUGAAUGUCAUAAUGACCCUAAUAUCCUUGCCGUUGAUGGAGCGAGCUGGACGCCGGACACUGAUUCUGUGGCCAACACUUGCCCUGGCCGCCUCAUUGUUGCUGUUAACCAUUACAGUGAACAUCACCACAUCUUCGCAAUCGGCAUCAGUGAAGCAAGCCAUGGGAAUAGUUUCGGCACUCCUCAUUCUCGUCUACAUCUGCGGGUUCGCUUUGGGAUUGGGUCCGGUGCCCGCUCUGAUUGUGUCUGAGAUAUUCCGCCAGGCGCCACGCGCGGCCGCAUACUCCCUGAGCCAAUGUCUACAGUGGCUAUCGAACUUACUGGUUUUGUGCAGCUAUCCCAGUAUUGAUGUAAGUAGCGUGCUAUUCCCUACCGUACCCUAGGUACUCAUGUCAUAUUAAUGCUGAACUUAAUGGAACUGCUCACGAAUUUGGUACAAAACGCAUCUACGCAUUUCCGUUUCUUUUUGUAAUGGAGCAAACAUUAGUCCGUAACCUGCGAACGCGUAGUUAUGUUCUACUAUUUACCCAACAGUAUAUUGGUUACGUGCAUACUAUGGCUUAUUGGUACUAGUAUUGGUGUUAAGUAAUGAUACUGUGGUAGCGUUGAUAUUUCUCUGGUAUAUUACCAGACAUUUGGACAACCCACAACGUCACUAAGCGGAACAGUAUCUAAGCUUACGCAGCACGACUUCAUCUAUUUUUAAACUUUUGCACCUAAACCUGAAGUCCGGAUGGUCAGGGAUCACCACAGCUGUAAGUGAAUCUUGCUGAAAACUAUUGAUUUCGGAUGGCACACUUGUGUGUUGCAUGGAACCGCUCUUGCCAAUGUACAGUCUAAAACUUGGAAAGUUUGUACCUGUCAGCCCUGAGUUGCGAAUAGUUGAUUGGCUAGGAUGUCAGCUCAUUCUGCGCGUCUCUAACUAAAACGUGCUGGCUUAUUUUUGGCGCGUCAUCGUCCUUGUCCUGUUUACCGUACGUGCGACAGUGUUCUUCGAUGUGCUACAGCUUGACAUCUUAAAAUACGACUGAUGUACAAUUGUCACUUUGAGUGCUCAUGUCUUUUAGGCCGUCCCUGUUGUUGCUGUCCAUACCCAAUGUUGCAUAAGAGAACGGUCGAAUCGCUGGAUAGCACAUUUAUUUGUGCGUGCGUACGUGUGUAUUCGUGUUUUUUGGAUUCCGAGUCAUUUAUAACUGAGUAAAUGUUCACCAUUUCUGAGGUACAUUCAAAAUGGCUAUUUAACGGAUCUUUAUACCUCACGAAUUCUACAUGUUGGAGGAGUUUAUUUGUUUCACAAAGCGAAUAAGCUUUGCAAUUUAAUCAACACAACUCUAACCCUAAGCAUGCGUCAUUGCGUAUACUAUCGUUUUCAAGAUUAUCACCCUAAAUUCAUUACUACCGUAGAAGGUAUAUUGGCUUUUCAAUAAUGGCCAUUUAAGACCUUGAAGCAUUGCGCCCUGUCCAAGCUAAGCUGCCAACUAUCCCCAUGCGAUCCGCAUUUUAAGCCAUGUUAUUCUACUGGUGCAGCGAUAAAUGGAUUUUAUCCAAACUUUUAAUUACAGGACAUAUGCCUUACUGACAAGCAUUGAUAAGCGUAGUGUGAAGUAGUUUACAUUAACCGAGUCUCUGACGUUGUGGAUCAGCUUGUUCUUUCUUCACCUACCUCUGCUAAUGACUGUCUGCCCGAUAACAUUGCGCCCAUGGCGAUUAGGGGUUCGCCUCUAUUUUUUCGCUGGGAGUCGCGGCCGUUGCAUUCAUUUAACGCAUGCAUUAUCUAACGCGUCAAGUGCCAAGUCGCUCACUACUUGUUGCGACCACAACAUCCCCAUCUUCUCUAUUUCAGAGGGCGAUCAAAGGCUACUCGUUCCUACCAUUUCUGGUGAUCGUCGUGGUUUGCUGGAUUUUCUUCUUCCUGUUCAUGCCAGAGACACGAAACCGCACAUUUGAUGAAGUCGCUCGGGACCUGGCCUUUGGAAAUAUUGUCGUUGGCCGACGCACAGCCACUUUGGAGGGUCGCGCAAUGGUCGUGUUCACCAAAGAAGAUCGGAACAACGGCAUAGAACCACCAAGUACACAGCCAUUGCUUAAGCAAAAGUCCAGUCCGAUCGACGACAUAAACUCUGUGUAGGAACCUAUGUUGUGACAUAAGUUGGGGCAGCAGUAGGUGCAUACCACUCCGUCUCCCUAUCACCCACUCCGAUUGGAGUACAUUUUACUUCGAUUUGAAGACAUUUACUCAGUCGCAGUUGUCCCGAUGGAUCUUGUUGAAUUUUCCCCUGAGUGGCAACUGACAUUCCAGUUGCGCUGUACUGGUCAUGCUCACAUGGUGUUCAUGCUCUUAUUUCGUCGUUCGUCUUUGCAUUUUUACCACCUCUCCAUUUGCAUCGAGCCCGUUCGACCAAUGAGACCCUCAUUGAACUUCCUUUCUCGCUCAACUUUGGAGUUGCUUUGUUUUGAAAGCCUCCAAUUUCUUUGAAUUACUUUUACCUAGCUGUUUCAAUGUACCUGAACUUUAGGAACUAAUUUCUUCUUGGACGUGAUAGUUUUGCAAAUUCUUUGUACUGUCUUAUUGUAAAUAGUUUCACAUCCACUCCAAAUGAAGUCGCUAGUAGUUUGGAACCGUUAACAACUAUUACCUGUUCUCAUGUGGUAUGCAGAUUUGACAUAAAUUUUUCAUUCGCCACAUUUCUUUCAGUUUAACACAUAAAACUAAAAGUUGACCUUCAUAUAACUCCAUGAACCCCCCGAGGAUCCGCACUGCACUCUUCAAAGUUCCUAAGCUGAUCUGAAAACCAUGGUUUCUUAGUACCUGUUUCCUGGUAGUAUGGGCACGAGAAAUUCUGCAUUCACUCACACGACUUUCCAUCGAGUUGUACCGAAGAACAUUUCUCCCUUACUGAACGACUUUUUGGUACCGUUCGAUGGCACUCAUUGUGUCUGCUAUCAUCGUACACACACCACGCUAAUCUUUACGUGAGACACAUACCUGUAGCCUGAUUGUAUCGGGCAGUUGACUGCUUGCUCUUCGGAGAUAAGUUUUUCAGUGACUGUACUGUCUUUUCUUGACCGUAUGUACAAAAUUUUGUCCGGAAAUUAGCGCAACUUACUUGUGAAGUUUGCUGUCUAUUUCUGCGGCAUAGCGCAUAAUGUUGUCUUAGUUCACAAUUAUCACAACCGUUCUCUGCACUUAAACCAGAAAGAACGAUUCAUUUGGUUUGGCUAACACAUGGGGACUGCACCCCUUAUACACUCAUCUCGUUUGUCUGAUGCGCUUUUUCGGAAUGUUUCACUUGUACUAGACUCAGGAGUUGCCAAUUCUGAUUAUCUUAUAGGAAGUUG
Messenger RNA from Dicrocoelium dendriticum, 4447 nucleotides. The record is from the annotation of a GenBank genome assembly. NCBI's taxonomy places the organism in Eukaryota, Metazoa, Platyhelminthes, Trematoda, Plagiorchiida, Dicrocoeliidae.